GUGCCCCGAGUCCUGAAAAGUGAAGGGACUUGUGCUCUUCAAGCCCACUACAGCCCAACUCCGAACCGAGCAGAAACAGAGCAGAGUACGGGUCUCCUGCGCCUGGCGUCGCUUGAACUCCUUAUAGUGAUCGUAACUUUUUUUUCCCCUCCGGAGGAGGACUUCUUUGCCUCACUGUGCGCAAAGUAUAACGAAGUCGCAACAGAUCUGGUUCUGCGACGGUAUGGCGAUGAGACUUACAUGGACGAAGUUGGAAAGCUUUUGCUGACUUUAAAGUGGAGUUUUGUCGCCUCUCUUAAAGGCAUUGUGGAUUAUUGAAACACAGCAGAACUAACUGCGGAGUGACCUUUGGCGUCUGUUUAUUGGGGGACCUUCAACGUGGUAGAGUUGUGCCGAGGCCUUAACCGUGAAGCCUUUCGCCGCCGAGAUGGGGAGCAAAGCCCUGCCCGCUCCGAUCCCUCUCCACCCGUCUCUCCAGCUCACCAACUACUCCUUCCUGCAUGCGGUCAACGCCUUCCCGGCCGCGGUCGACCAGCUCCAGGGACUGUACGGCCUUAGCGCGGUGCAGACCAUGCACAUGAACCACUGGACACUAGGCUAUCCGCACAUGCAGGGACUGAGGUCGACUAUCACAGAGAUGGCUGCCGCUCAGGGCUUAAUGGAUCCCCGGUUUACCUUCACGGGGCUACCGUUCGCCGCACACCUCUUCCACCCCAAACAGGGCAUUACUCACUUUAUCCCCGGGCUGCACAAGGACCGACCACCGCGCUUUGACUUUGCCAACCUGGCGAUAGCUGCCACCCAGGAGGACCCGCCGAAGGCUGGGGAUCUUUCAAAGUUGACAGCGGGGCUCGGAAGCGCGAUAUCUGAGUUCAACAAACUGUCGCCUGAUAGAAAACCCACCCGGGGAAGGCUUCCGUCAAAAACGAAAAAGGAAUUUAUUUGCAAGUUCUGUGGCAGGCAUUUCACCAAGUCAUACAAUCUUCUGAUCCACGAGAGGACUCACACAGACGAGCGGCCUUAUACCUGUGACAUCUGCCACAAGGCCUUCCGAAGACAAGACCACCUGAGAGACCACAGAUACAUCCACUCCAAGGAAAAGCCCUUCAAAUGUCAAGAAUGUGGGAAAGGAUUUUGUCAGUCUCGAACUUUAGCCGUUCAUAAAACAUUACAUAUGCAGGAAUCUCCACACAAAUGCCCCACAUGCGGAAGAACCUUUAAUCAGAGAAGUAACCUGAAAACUCACCUUCUCACCCAUACAGACAUCAAGCCCUACAGCUGUGACCGCUGCGGAAAGGUGUUUCGGCGCAACUGUGACUUGCGACGGCACAGUUUGACGCACACUCCUCAUCAGGACUACUAGCCAAUCUGAGAAGGCUGAUGAACAGCCAAUACAAACAAACAAACAAACAGACAAACAAACAAACAAAACGGACGUUAUUAACAGAGGAGACAACAACAUCGACGAACGUUUUCAUUUUCUUCCAUUGAAA
Molecule: messenger RNA, 1493 nt
Organism: Oncorhynchus tshawytscha (Chinook salmon)
Lineage: Eukaryota; Metazoa; Chordata; Actinopteri; Salmoniformes; Salmonidae
Product: protein odd-skipped-related 2
Exons: 4
Coding region: 428-1363 (311 amino acids)
Biological process (GO): embryo development; regulation of transcription by RNA polymerase II; urogenital system development
Cellular component (GO): nucleus
Molecular function (GO): RNA polymerase II transcription regulatory region sequence-specific DNA binding; DNA-binding transcription factor activity, RNA polymerase II-specific
Source: RefSeq, a predicted model, not a curated record